CCCGCUGAACGGGAGACGUCAAGCCAAGGCCUAUGCUGCAGUGGAAGGGGGCGGUCACAGAAAAGCCUAUAUGUUAAUAUUUCCCCCUUUCGUUUUUCUAUGUUUAACAAGCGUUAAAACAAACGCGAAUUAGAGUCGGCGCUUCGCCCCCGCAGCAGGCGCAGCCAGCGGUUCGCUGGGUUUCGUUGGCCAGCCUCGGUUCGCUCUGCAAUGUUAGCUUAACAUGAAGCUAAACGGUUGCGUCACCAUGGAAACGCACUUUGAACCCAUAUGUUCCUGCUCACCAUGACACCCAGUAGAGGAUUCUGGGAUUGAUGCGGCACUCCCCCUGAUGGCCUGGAUUGGGUGUCGGCCAGCCUGCUGAAGCCAUGGGAGGCUGCUGGAGCUGUCUGUACAGAGACACACUGCCAGAAAACCACCCCACCAAGUUCAAGGUGACGAAUGUGGACGAUGAAGGGAACGAGUUGGGCUCGGGAACGAUGGAGCUCACUCAGACCGAGCUCAUCCUGCACACCAGGAAGCGCGACGCCGUUCGGUGGCCCUACCUGUGCCUGCGUCGCUACGGCUACGACUCUAACCUCUUCUCCUUCGAGAGCGGCCGGCGAUGCCAGACGGGGCAGGGAAUCUUUGCGUUCAAGUGUUCUCGGGCGGAGGAGAUCUUUAACCUGCUGCAGGAGCUCAUGCAGUGCAACAGCAUCAACGUGGUGGAGGAACCUGUCCUAAUCACUCGCAGCGGGCACACCCCGGAGCUGGACCUGCCCUGUACACCACAGACACCCAACACUCCAGCAUACACAGUGCAGGGGUUCCCCAACGGAUAUCCAGGGUACCCCGUUAGUGCCGACUCCUCGCACCCCUCGUCUGGCCAGCCCUCGGUGGCUGACGAACAUGGCCACAGCCUGAUGGGCCUGGAUGAGCAGGCCCACACCUAUGUGAACACAGCCAGUGUGGAGGCGGAGAUCCGGGGACGGCACUGCGUGCACUCCCUGCCCGAGGUGCGUCCCACUCCCUUCCCCGAGCCCCCCAGGGGCGUGGCUCCCAGCAUGCACUGCUGCCCGCUGGAGGAGCGGGAGGACCCGCAGGUCUUCCUCCAGACGGCCUCCCAGGAGGCCAAGUUCAUGCUGGGCCCCACGCCCGCCCAGCGCCGCUUUCUGGAGCUGGAGAGAGAGAGGCGCGCCCAUCAUUCCCACGGGGGCGGGGCUUCGGAGCUGGAGGGCGGGGCCCACGCGCGGAACCAGCACCCCUACCACCACCACCAACACCACCACCACCACCUGCCUCAGCGCCAGUCCCACCCGGCCCCCGCCGAGCACCCGGGCGGCUGCCAGCUCACCCGCCUCACCUACGAGAACAUCAGCGGCCUGCGGGGGGGCGGGCGCAGGGGCGGGGCCGGGCGGAGCCGGGCGUGCCCCGCCUCCAUGUCCCACUCGGGCGGCUCCAGCAGCAGCAGCAGCGGCGGCGGGGGGGAGGGCCACUCCCACCCCCACGCCCACCCCCACCCCCACCCCCACCCGUUGCCCCCCCAGGCCUACGGCUGCGAGCGGGGCUGCCACCGCAAGACGGCCCUGCUCAACUACGAGAACCUGCCCUCGCUCCCCCCGGUGUGGGAGUACCGCGCCCUGCAGCGCGAGGAGGAGGAGGAGCAGGACGAGGAGGAGGAGGAGGAGGACGACGAAGAGGAGGAGCAGGAGGAGGACGAGGAGUACGAGGAAGAGGACUACGACGAGUACGAGUUCUCCGAGGGACCCGGCACGCCCAACGGCUACCACCAGGACGGCGACCGUCUCCACGGCGACGACAUGCGGAACUACGUCAACACGGAACGCGUGCAGCUGGGGUCCCGCCGCCCGGCCUGCCCCCCCCGCAGGCAGCAGUGCCCGGCGGGGGGGGGCGGAGCCGGCGGGCCCGGGGUCUUCAGCUUCGAUUUCCACCGCGGGGCGGGCAGGGGCGGGGCCGGGGGGGGCUGCGAGCACGGGCACCUGCCUCAGCCGCGCCAGCUCAACUACAUACAGGUGGACCUGGACGGCGAGCCGUCGCACCAGGACCCCGCCCAGGCCAGCCAGCUCCAGCCCCCGGCCCAGCCCACCCGCCGCAGCCAGUUCUACGCCGUCAUCGACCUGAAGAAGACCGCCGCCAUGUCCAACCUGCAGAAGGCCCUGCCCCGCGACGACGGGACGUCCCGCAAGACCCGCCACAACAGCACGGACCUGCCGCUCUGAGCACGAGAGAGAGAGAGAGAGACAUAGGGCAGACAUGAGAGAGAGAGAGAGACAGGACAGACGAGAGAGAGAGAGAGACAUAGGGCAGACAUGAGAGAGAGAGAG
Messenger RNA from Anguilla anguilla (European eel), 2324 nucleotides. It is a transcript of the gene frs3, whose product is annotated as fibroblast growth factor receptor substrate 3. The transcript has 7 exons. NCBI's taxonomy places the organism in Eukaryota, Metazoa, Chordata, Actinopteri, Anguilliformes, Anguillidae. Gene Ontology annotation, biological process: cell surface receptor protein tyrosine kinase signaling pathway. Bases 369 to 2219 code for a protein of 616 amino acids. The record is from RefSeq and is a predicted model, not a curated record. Gene Ontology annotation, cellular component: cytoplasm.